AUGGGCAUAUCCGGCUUGCUGCCCCUACUCAAGAACAUCACGCGUAAUUUGUUGCGAAGCUUCAACAUUACGCCGGUGCUGGUGUUCGACGGAGGAGCACUGCCGAGCAAAAAGGGCCAGGAGGAGAAGCGGCGAAAGUACUUUUCGCCUCCACCAGCUAUUCUCCCCACAGCGUGCGAGUUCGUUGGGAAGCGCCGCGAGGAGCGGGCGAAAGCGGCUGAGUAUCUGCAGCAGGGCAAUCGUACGGCGGCCAACGAUUGCUACCGCAAGGCUGUGGAUAUCACCCCGCGCAUGGCCCACAAGCUCAUCAAGGCGCUCCAAGCAGAGGGCAUCGAGUGCAUCGUGGCCCCGUACGAGGCGGACGCGCAGCUCGCCUUCCUGUCUCACACCGGCUACGUGCAUUCCGUCAUCUCGGAAGAUUCUGACCUACUCCCAUUCGGUUGCAAGCGGGUGCUGUUCAAGAUGGACGGCGACGGAAACGGGAAGGAGAUUCAGCUGUCCGACCUGGGUCAGAACACGCCGCUGCGCUUCCACAACUUCACGCACGACAUGUUCCGGCAGAUGUGCAUCCUCUCUGGCUGCGACUACCUGGCGUCCAUCACCGGGCUCGGGGUGAAGAAGGCGCACGGCCUGCUCAACAAGUACCGGACCAUGGACCGCGUGUUCCGCUUCCUGAAGAACGACCGCAGCUUCAUCGUGCCGCCCGAAUACGAGGAGGCGUUCGAACGCGCGGAGCGCACCUUCCUGCACCAGUCCGUCUACGAUCACAUCAACCAGCGGGUGAUCCCUCUAACGCCGUAUCCCGACGGGAUGGACUCCUCGGCCUUCCCCUUCUGCGGAGCGCUGAUCCCGGACGAUCUGGCACGCCUGAUCGCCUCGGGCCAGGUGGACCCGUACUCGUAUGAGCCCUUCGAGGAGGACACGGCUCCCAAGCCGGCCCCCAUGCCCGCGCCCAGCGCGACGCACCAUGAGAGCGACAGCGGCGCCCACCUCGGGACCAGCCACGAGCCGUGCGACGAGGACGCCCUGACCAUGCGCGCCUCACGGUCCCGUACCUCCCUCUGCGCGUCGUCUGGGUCUUCUGGGAGGAAUGUUGUGGGCCGCAUGCCCAGCUUUGGUGGUGGUCGCAGCAAGAUGCCCCUGCUCCUUCCGCAGCGGAACAGCAUAUCGAGCUAUUUCAGUUCGUUCCUCCCUUCCACAUUCCCAGGCAGGCCAUUUGUGCCGCCUCGCGGGUCCCAGUCCCAGUCUCAGUCUUCGCUGGACGAGACCUCUGCGGAGGACGAGGUGGUCAUCGAACUGAAGAGUCAGGGGGAGGAGGAGGCGCUGGAAGACCAACCGGCGGAGGAGCGAUUACCACCACAGGCGGAGCGCGAUCGCCGCGUGCCGCCUAGGCCACACGCCGCGCGAGCGGAGGCGAUGAUGCACGUCGAAACGGAGAAGCGAUUACGCGAGGAGGACGACGAUGAGCAGGGCUGGGAGUUGGUGAAGAAAUCGACCUCCUCCUACGAAGUGCUCGUGGCCCGCACGCCGUCUCCCCAUUCACGCAGCUUUAAGGUGGCGCCGCGACCCCUUCUGGGCGAAGAAUCGUCGCCCUCGCGCCGCCGACUUCUCUUCGAGGACCAGGUCCAGGUCGUGGUUACCUCCAAGUACUUCUCCACCACCACGACCACCACAACGACCACCUCCACUUCCACGAGCAUCUCCGCUGCCGCCGCAGCCCCGGCUUCGCCGACGUCGACGUCGAUGCCAACUCCGACCGCACGGCGACACAGCCCAGCUGGAAGCGCGGCCGCCGUCGCCGCCUCUCCUAGACCCGCUUCGGCCUUUGAUUGGCUCGAUCGGCCGCUGCUCCUCGACCCGACGGCCCAGUCAGUGGAGGAGAGCGACGAGGAGGACGAAGCGGCGUGGACGGGAGAAGCGGCGGCCGUGCCAAUGACCGGCGAGGAGAACCGCAGCGGCGCACUGGCGGCGUUGCAUAGCAGCGUACGCGUGACUCCGCCGGAAGCCAGGGGCAAGCAGCAGCGCUCGCCCCCGGAACCGUCACUUUCAUCGUCUUCGUCGUCUUCAUCGUUGUCGCCUUCUUCGCCAUCCUCGGCGCCGACCUCGCCGCUGCCGUCUUCAUUAUUCUCAUCCUCUCGGAAACGGCGGCGGGAGGAUGAAGAAGAGGAGACGAACAACCGACUUCGACAUGCGCAGGCAGCCCCGCUCAAGAAGGAGCGAACGUCUUCGCUCAUGGCCAAGGUCGACGAGUUCCUCCGGAGCGAUGCGUUCGACGACUCGCAGCGAGAAGACGAAGACAACGACGAGGAGGAGGACAGGCGGCCGUCGCCGCCGCCCAAGGUCGAGGAGGCCAUCGACCUCACGUUCGAAGAGCUGCCAGAGUUCCAGAGCCCCAUGAUCUCCAGCGGCAAGCGUUUGUCGACGCCCCUGGGCUUCUUGUCACGCGCCAAACAGCAGAAGGCACAGCGGCAGACGCCCAGUCCUGGAGAGUUGUUGUAG
Molecule: messenger RNA, 2499 nt
Organism: Acanthamoeba castellanii str. Neff
Lineage: Eukaryota; Discosea; Longamoebia; Acanthamoebidae
Product: XPG Iregion domain containing protein
Exons: 13
Coding region: 1-2499 (832 amino acids)
Molecular function (GO): metal ion binding; 5'-flap endonuclease activity; DNA binding
Source: RefSeq, a predicted model, not a curated record